AGUAUAACCUGCAAGACCCCUUCAAUUCUCUCUCUCUCAAAUUAUUAUUUAUCAAUGGAUCAUCAAGAUGUUCACCACCAUCAAUACAAAAACCACCACCACCACCACCGCCACCAUCGUCUAGAGUUUCAGGUAAACGGCCUAAACCAAAUCCCAGUUCGUGUAGUUAUGGUACCCUUUCCAGCCCAAGGUCACCUCAAUCAGCUUCUACACUUGUCCCGUCUCAUAUCAGCCUACGGCAUUCCAGUGCACUACGUUGGCUGGGCAACCCACAAUCGCCAAGCAAAGCAACGCGUCCAUGGUUGGAACCCUCUCACUGUCUCCAACAUACGCUUCCAUGACUUCCCCAUGCCACCAUUGCUCAACCCUCCACCAAACCCAGAUGCCCCGAUCAAGUUUCCUUCCCACCUCCAACCCACAUUUGACGCCUCCUUGCACCUCCGUGAGCCCAUGGCUGCACUCCUUCGCUUGCUUUCCCCCACCACACGUAGGCUUGUCGUCAUCCACGACACUCUCAUGGCGUUUUCUGUGCAAGAUGUCGCUGCCAUUGCUAAUGCUGAGGCCUACGCUUUCCACAGUGUAUCCGCCUUCGCCAUUGCCUUCUACUUGUGGGAGUCCCUUGGGAGGCCAACGCCGGAUCAGGGAAUUAUUAUUCCAAAGGAUUUGCCUGAUCUCUCACUUGAAGGAUGCUUCACCCAGGAGUUUGCAAACUUCAUCAGCCACCACUAUGAUGUGAUGAAUUUCGAUGUUGGUGAUCUCUACAACACAUGCCGACCAAUGGAAGCCACAUUCAUUGAUUUGUUAGCUCAAGAGCAACUCAACGGAAACAAGAAAAUAUGGGCCGUCGGGCCACUGAAUCCACUAGCUCUCAGUUUGGCCAGAGAAUUCAAGCACCGGCACAAGUGCUUGGAGUGGCUAGACAAACAGCCAUCGCAGUCAGUCCUAUAUGUUUCAUUUGGGACCAUGACAUCGAUAUCGGACGAUCAGAUAUCUGAGCUUGCUGUUGGUUUGGAACGUAGUAAGCAACGGUUUAUCUGGGUCUUAAGGGAAGCUGACCGAGGAGAUAUUUAUGCUCAAGUGGAGGAUGCUAGGAAAGUUGAGCUCCCAAAAGGGUAUGAGGAGAGAAUGGAUGGAGUGGGAUUAAUAGUGAGAGACUGGGCUCCACAGCUUGAGAUCUUGGCUCACCCUUCAACCGGCGGAUUCAUGAGCCACUGUGGUUGGAAUUCAUGCAUGGAGAGCAUCAGCAUGGGCGUGCCGAUUGCAGCUUGGCCAAUGCACUCAGACCAGCCAAGGAACACCAUGCUUGUGACCAAGGUGUUGAAGGUUGGUAUUGUAGUAGGAGAAUGGCAACGACGAGAAGAACUGGUUUCUUCACUCACAAUUGAAAAUGCAAUCACCAAGUUGAUGGCUUCAGAGGAAGGAAAUAAAAUGAAAAAGAGAGCUGAGAAUUUGGGUCGUGCAGUUCAUCAAUCGGUAGCUGAAGGUGGAACCUCUCAUGCCGAGUUGGAGUCUUUCAUCGCCUUUAUCUCUAGAUAGGGAAUGGUCUUACUUCUUAGUGCCAAUGAUAUAAUUAUCAUGUUUGACAAGUCAACCAACGUUUAAAUAAUAACCCUAGUAUUGGCCAGAACAGUCUACUUUCGCAGCUGUGUUUUCUCUGAUCAUUACUGUAGACUGUAUUAUUUACUUACUUCUUUUAAUUAAUUAUCAUAUAAGAAGUACUGUUUUAUCUUA
Molecule: messenger RNA, 1731 nt
Organism: Nelumbo nucifera (sacred lotus)
Lineage: Eukaryota; Viridiplantae; Streptophyta; Magnoliopsida; Proteales; Nelumbonaceae
Product: zeatin O-glucosyltransferase-like
Molecular function (GO): UDP-glycosyltransferase activity
Source: RefSeq, a predicted model, not a curated record